Messenger RNA from Brassica napus (rape), 8226 nucleotides. RefSeq lists its product as uncharacterized. The transcript is spliced from 3 exons. Lineage: Eukaryota; Viridiplantae; Streptophyta; Magnoliopsida; Brassicales; Brassicaceae. The record is from RefSeq and is a predicted model, not a curated record. The coding region runs from base 2876 to 3856 and encodes 326 amino acids.
AUGAAAUGAUAAAAAUGAUAACCCUGACAUACAAAUGAUAAAACUCAGAGGCAGUUAGGUAACCUUGAACAAUGUCCUUGUAAAAAACUCAUGCCAUUAGAAACGUCUCCACCAUCAAUUGUGUAAUGGUGAUGCAUAUUCUCUAGCUAAAUCAGCUUUUGUUUGUUUAAACAGUUUCUCCCUUAGUGGAGUUUGAAGGUUUAAAAUCUCUAAUUGAAUACACCCCCUUAAUGUGUAUGGUGUGGAUCAUUGUUGUUUAAUAUCACAAGUGCUAUAACAUUCGCACAAUUGCUUCCUUUUCUUAAUGUUACAUUGUGCUUUAGUUGGUAUCUUUGAGGUAAUUUUGGUUAGAUCUUAUGCUUUAGUUUUAGUUUUCGAUACAAGAACAUACUGCACAAAGAGAUCAUCAGUGACAGUAAUUGUGAGGUUUUAACCUCCUUAACUCAAGCUUUAUGUCUCACAAGCACACAACUACUAGUCUUGAAGCUUAAGAACUGACUUGAAGAAUGUAGAACAGAGACUAACAAACUGAAACAGAAAGUGAUGCAGAGACAGAGAAGUGUUUAACAAUGGAGAUGCAGAGAAUAUGAAUAUGAUGCAGAUCUGUUAAAGAAGAAUGAUGCAGAGCUGGAAAAAUAAAGGGAGCACACAAGAUUUAACGAGUUCGGAACCUACAUCUCGCCGGGAAACCUCCCGGAAAUCCACUAAACCACUUCAAGAUUACAACUUUGUUCUCUCACCCUCUCCGGUAACUUACAAAGCUCUCUCUUUCUUGUUUCUCCCUCUUUUCCCCAACCCUAGCACUCCUUCCCUCUUUCUCGUCUGCUCCUAAAUGAAUAGAAGUAAAUGAGACAAAACUUGUGGUCCCUAAACUUGGUCUCCAAGCUGGUUGUACGAACUCCUCUCAUUGGCUCUUUCAAGUAGGGUCGCGAACUCCAGAUGAUAAAGCAACAGUGAGAAAUUUAGCUUGUGCUCAGACCCUCCACAUGCUUUAGAGUCUUUUCUUUUCCUUUGAAGACUCGAGACAACCGUUGCAAUCAGAAUUGACUCCUUCCUCUUCAUAUUUCUUUUGUCUAAGCCACUCAAACUCAACAGUAAUGUUCAUGGCAAACAAAAGAGUCGUAAAAAGUGAUGAUCAAUAGAUAUCAAAUAGAACCAGGGCAGCCAAUUUAGAAAGCCUUCUUAAUCAAACGAUACCAUCAGUGACCUGAUAAGCUUUUGAUAGUAAAAUUAGGCAUGUGCAUUCGGAUUUCGGAUGUUCGGAUUUUUUCAGAUUAGGAUAAUUUGGAUAUAAGAGUUCAUUAUCAGUUCGGGUUUUACGACUAUUCGGUUCGGUUUUGAUUCGGAUAGGUGUUGAAUUCGGAUCGGUGUUUUGGAAAAAAAUUAAAAUUGUUGAUAAAUAUUAUAGUAUAGUUUUAACAAAUAUAAAUUAAAAUUUUCAUGAUAUCUAGUUUAUUUUGAAUAUUUUUGUUAUUUGGUAUUUUUUGGGUAUAAAAUUAUAACUAUAAUAUUUUUGGAUAUCAAAUUUUAUUUCGGGUUUUCGGAUAUAUAUAUUGUUCGGUUUUUGGUUCGGAUCGGGUACGGUUCGAGUAAUUCGGAUAGGAAAAUUCAUUAUCCGUUUAGAUUUUAUGACUAUUCGGUUCGGUUUCAGAUUCAGAUUUUUCAGAUCAAUUCCGCAUCGGUUUUCGGAUUUCGGGUUGUAUGUCCAUGCUCAAAAUAAUCAAGAUCUUGAAAGCAAGUAAACAUUUUUUAAGUUAUGAUAUGAGGGAAUUUGCUAUGAUAUACAUUAACAUCAUUGGUGAACCCAAUCAUUGUGUUGGCCACAAGAGACAGUAAACUCGCUUAAGAAACUUCGAGUUGGUUAGGAUGUAGAUUCAUGUCGUACCCCUCAAACGAAGAACAUUAACCGUUGCAUAAUAGAAAAUCGAUAACGAACAAAUUUCAGGCACAAGAAUUUUUGGAAAAAUCAACAUCCACACAUAACACUGUUUACUUCAAUAUGUAAAACUAUGUAACUGAACGGCUCUAAUCAAACGACUUAAUCAAUUUCACCAAUCGUCUAAUUACAAACCUUGGCAAAAGUAAAAUUCAGGAGGAGAAUGCUUACAAAUAGCAAUCAGAGGACACGCUCCAUUCUCGUUCUGGACAAGGAAAGUGUUAAAUGUGUUUCAGCUCGGGUCAACAGCUCCUAAGUGAGUCAACCACGUUCGAGUACUUAGAACUGGUUUGAUUUAAGAAGAUUAACUGAUUCCGGUUAAAAGUAAUAUACUGUAGUAAAAUCGUUUUAGAGAAAUCUUAUUAGGUUAAUUUAGUUAUUUUCAAUAUUUAUAAGGUUAGUAUAUCAUCCUUUAAAGUAAGGGUCUUUUAGCUAAAAAACCACAAAAAAAAAAGAAGUUAUUUAAGAAAUCGACAGUUUGUUUAGUAGUCGAGGACAAGCGGAAAAAAAGUUGAUCUAUUAGUCUCAAAGUGAAACGAUAUUUACAAUUGAACCAUUAGAUGCGCGUGGGGGAGAAUUUGUGACGUCAGUACUCAGGUUUGACUUUCGUGUACAAUAGAAGUAAAUAACUGUCAGACGAAGUGAUAGAAGUGGAAGACUUGAACUGAAAGAACCGGCUACAAAAGGAAGGACAUGACGCACACUUUAUUACGCGCAGGGAGCAAUUAAAUGCAUCAGUAAAUUUGAACCGUUAUUGAGCGGAAUUGGGCGGGAAUGAAAUGUUUUGAACACCUAAAGAGCAUUUGUAGACGCCCAAUAAAUAGCUGGCCUUGGUUGCGUAGAAAUGAAAGCGAAAAAAAAGGAAAAAAAAAAAGAGAGUAAAAAGUAGCUACUGCAACUGCUCCGAUCUGAGAAACACUUGCCGAGAAAGUUGAUCAGAUGGAAGUCACUGACGAGCGAAUAAGCGACCUCGUACGGACUUAUAUAGGGAGAUGGAUGAAAGAUCCGACUGACCUUUGGAGGUUCACGGGGUGGGAGGACUGCCUAGGAAAGUACAUCCGUUUUAGAGAAGGCGAUGGUGUGGAUGCUGCGAAAACAAAAGUCAUGACCGCCUUCGAUAUCGACCCAGACAGUGAGAAGGUGGAGCUAACGUAUGAGAUGCCGGAGUGGAUGGACGUAGACGGAUCUGUCAAACCGGUGCCCAUUCACAUCGUCACUGACGAUGAUAUGGAUAUGUUUCUCGCCAUGCGUGUGGAUAUCCAUGAAAUGAAGCUUUAUGUUGUCCGUAUGGCUCUAAACAUGACACUGGAGAUAGACGGAUUCAAGGUGGUUACAACUAUGGACGACCACUCGUUCGCGGAAGUCAUGAGCAAGGAAGAACUGAUUAAAGAACAGGGAAGGAGAGACGCGAAAGAGGCCAUUGAUAACAUCAUAUUCACCCAACUCCCAAGGGGACACGUAGCUGAAAGCAGCAACACGCCGGUUGGGUGGAUAGGGCACACGUACCAAGCAGAAGGUUUCCCAAGCCUAUCCGCCGCCAUGAGACACUUCAGAUCUGUAAACGAAGCUAUAAGGGAACGUGGUUCACCACAGAGUGUCCUGAAUCUUGAUGACAGCUCUGAUGAUGCGGAAAGCGACAGCAAUGACAUAACAUUGACAAGAGAUCUGUUCAAAGAGUUUGAAAAAGCGACGACCCCAAAGGAGAAAACUGGCAGUACAUCCGAGGAGCACAAAGAAGCGGAAGGGGACAAGAGAGGAAAAACAAUUGGUAAGAGUACUGUCAUCAAAGAUAUAGUAUUGGGUAGGAUUAGUGUGAUAUUUAGUGGUAAAGGAAUUAAUGGAUUGAACUUCAAUAAUGGUUUAGCUUAUGCUGGGGAGGGAACCACAGCAAACGAACCACGACCUCAGAGCCAACCAUAGAGGAUGCUAAGGUUGCUGAACCUACCGGUACAAACGUUUACCCGGGAUGCAGCGCCUGUGGUCGAUGACACAGAUCCGGCUGGUAAGCUAAACCUAAUUUGAAACAGAUAACCAGACAAAAAAUAUAGAUAUAAAGAUCUAUCCCAAAAGUUAGCACUGUAUUUAGUUACGUGAACUGAUAUUAUCACAUGUUGGACUGUUAUUUGAAUUACUAUAUACGAAACAUUUGCAGAUGAUGAUAGGACAAGGGCUGUUGUGUUGGACGUUGACUACGAAGGUGAUGACCUGUUCAUUGGGCAAGUGUUCAAGAGUAGAGAUGACUGCAGGGUGAAAAUAGUUGUACAUGCAACUAACCGGAAGUUCUGUUUCCGCAAUGAGCGCACAACCCCUGACAUGGUUGUUGUACGAUGUAUCUAUCCUACAUGCCCUUGGAGAGUGUACUGUGUUUGACUCGAAGAUUCAGAAUAUUUCCAAAUUCGGGCCCUUACUUUGGAGCAUACAUGUCCAAUUGAAGCUAGGAGCCAGUUCCAAAGACAGGCGACGACGUCGGUGAUUUCUGAUAUUAUGAGGGCAAGAUACAGCAGAGGUGGUAGAGGGCCAAGUCAAGGGUCGCUCCGAAGAACUUUGUUGGCCGAACUAAGUGUAAAUGUGUCUUGCUGGAAAGCUUGGCGUUCGAGAGAGUUGGCAAUGGAUAUGGCAAAGGGUUCGGCAGCCGGCAGCUACGGUAUACUCCCCAAGUACCGGCACAUGCUAAAGAAAGAAAAUUCCGGUACGGUGACCGAUUUAAGAACAGAGCUGGCUGGUAAUGGUGAUGCAAGGUUUAAGUUCUGUUUCAUUGCUCUUGGGGCCUGCAUCCGUGGCUGGAGUUUCAUGCGCGAUGUGGUCAUCGUCGACGGUACACACUUAAGAGGGAAAUACGCCGGAUGUCUACUUACAGCAAGUGCCCAAGAUGGGAACUUUCAGAUAUUCCCACUUGGAUUCGCGGUAGUAGACAAUGAAAAUGACAAAGCCUGGGCUUGGUUUUUCAGUUGCCUGAAGAAGUUUAUACCCGAUAAUGAAAACCUAACCUUUGUUUCCGAUCGACACUCCUCCAUAUAUACUGGGCUUGGACGGGUACGCCGGGCAUGUAACUUCAACUAUAAAAGUUAGACAUAUAUAAAUACUAAUGGACUGGUAUAACACUAUAUGGAGCGUAAUAUUGUUUUUUGAAUGUAACAGGUUAAUCCUAAGGCGAAUCAUGGGGCAUGUGUCAUCCACCUCCAGAGGAAUGUUGCUGCUAAGUUCAAGAAGCCAAUUCUGUAUGGUCUAAUCUCCAAAGCGGCUAGAGCUUACAUGAAAUCUAUGUUCCAUGAGUAUUUCUCGGAAAUAGAGAAAGCAUCCCCAGAGUGCGCAGAGUAUCACAUGGCAAUCGGAUUGGAUCACUGGACGAGGUCGCAUUGCCUUGGGGAUCGAUUUAACAUAAUGACUUCAAACGUGGCAGAGUCUCUUAAUGCAGUCUUGAAGGAAGCCCGCGAGUUACCAAUAGUGUCAACCCUAGAGUACAUAAGAGGGACACUCAUGGCCUGGUUCACCAACCGAAGGGAUAAAGCAUCUAAACACGACAAGCCACUAACGCCGAAGGUGGAAGAAAUUGUGCAAGCAAACUACGAACGCUCCACCAGUUAUGAAGCACUGACAAUAAACAAGGGAUAAUACGAGAUAAAGACAAUUACUGGUCUAUCUUACAUUGUGGACAUCGGGAACAAAACUGUGACACCCGUGACCUCCUAUCUGGAGAACAGCGUGCCACCAACAAUAUCUCGUAACAUAAUAGCCCAUAUACACGAUUCCACUCACUCUAAGCCCAAAUAAAAAUCCGAAUAAAAAGCCCAAUAGCACCAAUCCGUCCAAAUAUCAUAUACUCGUAUGUCUCACCUGAAAUGGGGAAGAAAGAGGGGUGAGUAACGGGGAAGUCACUCAGUGAGGUAUGGGAUACUAAACCCGAAGUCCAUGAACCCGGCUACAGCACUCUGAGUAAAUAUAAUUUAAUCAUAACACGUUGCAUGCACGGUACCUAAAGUACCCAGAGAUUACACAACAGUCCUAGCGAGGUGCACACUCGCUGCCCACUAACAGGCCAAAACACCACCGAAUAUGUGUUCGGUAACACACGCCCGUAAACGAUUUAUCGACCUCGAAGCUUUGGCACAACAGGUCGACUAAGCUGUUCCGCAUCAUACACCACACCCAAUGUACUGGUCUCCGACCGACACAUAGAAUUACGUCUCUAUGGUCGGCUAACACCCCAAUCACAACAAUAUACUAUAUAUAUAUAUAUAUAUAUUACCAAUUAUAAAUGAACAAGCAUUGUUGAACCAUCUAACACCCUAGUUCCGGUUUAAGCAAAGAACCUAAAACUAAUCAAACAAUGACAGACUCGAUUUCACAUAGACGAAACACAUUAGAAAUAAAUAAUACUUAUUCGAGGUCUUAAGCCGUGUAAAAGAAGUUCGGAAAAAGAUCUUCACCUUUAUUGAAGCCCACAUGAGAAGCCCAGUUUCUAAUCCAUGUAAUUAGGGUUUAUAAGUCUAUAUAUAUGUCGUUAGUGUCCUCAUCAAUGUAACUUUGGUUGCCAUAGUUGCAGCCACUUUAAACUUCUUUUAUAAAUCAAUCAAUAUACUUAGCUCUUGGUGACAACUCUCAAGCUUUCUCUUUUAGUUUCUUUGUCAUUCAAUAAAGCUCUAUCAGCUAUUAGUCUCCAAUAAGCUUCUUAGAGCACAAAUCUAUCUUUUAUCUUUCAAAUGUCUACAACCUUAGCCAAGGUUAGAGAUAAAGAAAUCAACCAAGAAGCAAAACAGGUUGACUUGUGGAACAAAGAAACGUCUUAAUAUAAUAAUGCCUUUCGCCUUGGUUUGAGAAAGUGGCACCUCCGGCCAAUUGGAACAUAAAACAUUAUCAUACAAAGGAAAAAAAGGUGAUUAGAUUAUGGUCUAUACUUUAUAGAACUUGACGUAAGAAUCAAGUAUUUAGGUAGACAACCCUAACCUUGGUUUAGCUUGACCAAAGAGCACGUGUUGAGAUCUUUACGUAACGUGAACGUCACAUGGUAUUACGUACAUCACAUGAUCAUAUAUACGAUUUGCAACACGAGAUGAAACGGACACAAACAUGAAGCGCUUGAUGGCAUUGAUGACAUGGCUAUGACGACGUCAACGGGAAGACCAAACCGGAGCUGAUGACUAGAGAUCAAUCAAAGGUGGAGGAGAAUAAGCUUGCUACACAAGAAAGUGUGAGACCAUGAUCUCACUUGCUCGGAUCUCGACAAUGAUGGCUUGCGAUAACUCCAUUGACGAGGACAUGGCUCUCAGGUGGUGGCUUGUGGCUUAUGCCGGCGCGAAUCAGUGGUUGACGGUGGUGAGGAGAUGGUGGCUCCGCCUUCAAGUUAUCUCCUCAUCUCGGUCAUGUUCACCAUCUAACGGAUCCGAUACAUAACUUCACCAUCAUAGACGCGGCGGCACAGAACGAAGCGUGUGGUGGCAUGGCUACUACUCCGGUGGUGAAGAACGGACAUAAGCGAUGAGAUGCGGCGGCUUCGACGUUAAUCAUCUCUUCCUCCAUGCCGCUAAUGAUCGUCAAUCAUAGAAGGAGAACAUGAGCGAUGGCGGAAGGGAGAGCACGUGUGUGGAGAUGGAGGAUUGAUAAAAAAGAGGUGCAAUGGCGGCUCAUGCUUACUUAUAUAUAUACUAGGUAUGAUAACACACACACGUAUAGGUUAGGGCAAAUGGGUGGAGUACGGGAUUAACAAUAAUUAAAUAAUUAGAAGAAAACCAAACCAUCUGGUUUAGUCUAAAGGAAUAAUUCAAUUAGACCAAUAGACCGGGUUACGGUCGUUACAAUUCUUCCCCACUUAAUCGAAAUUCGUCCUCAAAUUCAAAUCUUUACCCGACUGUCCAAUAACAUCCUAAAAGAAAAUGAUAGUCAGUAUUCUUUGGAUCUCGGUCUCCCGGAUCUUCUCCUGGAUUCGUCUCUCUGUCCUAACAAACAGUGAUCAACAUAGUAAUAAUUCCUUGUACCGCUUUCACUUGCCGAUCAAAAAUCUCAACUCACUGAAUAGGUGUAAACAUUUUUUUUAGGUUGUUCUUGAGCAUUUCUAUUUGCUUCAACGUCCCUUAAACCAUUGGUUACUAUACAUUAGAGUGCUUCCCCACUUUGGUCUAUCAUUGCAUGUGUACGAAGGAUCUUCCAUAAAGAGGCUUCAUAAGGUGAUAUCUGAAUGCUAGAGUAAUAAUUGUUACUAUACAUGAACUAUUUCAAUGGUAGAUACUUUCCUGAAUUUUUUUUUCUUCGCGAGCUAAGUACAAGUCCUGGACAUGUCCUCUAGAUUUUAGCUU